CCCUCCUGCUGCUGCGAUUGGACCGCUGUUGCCAAGGAAGCAGCCGUGUGACCCUUCACCCCGGCGGCGGCGGUGGCGCAGGGAGAAGCGGAAGUGGCCGGUUGGUGCGAGUGGGACCAAGUUUUGGAGGAUAUAUUUCUGAUUGGUAAGGAUGGCAAGUAACCCCUCAGUGGCUAUGCUCAGCAAAGUAAUUGAGCAGCAAAUGCUGCAAACAACAGAAAUGGUUGAACAACAACUAGAUACAGAGAUUGAAAAAUAUGAAAAGAUGGGUGGAGAAGAACUGGAGCAACUUCGAGAAAGAAGGCUGGAAUCAAUGAAAAAAGCACAACUUCAGAAGCAGGAAUGGCUUUCAAAGGGCCAUGGUGAAUACAGGGAGAUUCCCAGUGAAAAAGAUUUUUUUCAAGAUGUUAAGGAGAGUAAAAAUGUGGUGUGCCAUUUUUAUAGAGAUACCACAAUGAGAUGCCAGAUAGUAGACAAACACUUGACUAUUCUGGCUAAAAAGCACGUUGAAACCAAGUUUAUUAAAUUAAAUGCAGAGAAAGCUCCUUUCCUUUCGGAGAAAUUACGAAUCAAAAUAAUUCCAACAAUGGUUCUGGUGAAAGAUGGUAAAGCAAAAGAUUACAUUGUUGGGUUUGAUGACCUUGGUUCCACUGAUAACUUCACUACAGAGACUUUGGAAUGGAGAUUGGGUUGUGCUGACAUCAUUAACUACAGUGGAAAUCUGAUGGAACCACCUUUUCAGAUGCAAAAAAAAAGUGGAAGUAUCACAAAGAUGGACAAAAGAACAAUUAGAAGAAAGAACAAUGAUUCGGAUUCAGACGAUGAUUAGAUUGUUAAGCAUGUUUCUUGAGCUGCAGAAUCUUUAUUCUUAAUUGUUCAACUUUAAUUUCAGUAAUUACUCAUCAAUUUUCAUAGACUAAUAAAAAAUAAAUUAUUAUUGCAAUAGAAAAUGACGACUUGAAGGAUGAUAACUGUUAGGCAGAUACUUAGAAUGUAGUUCCACGAAUUAAGCUGAAAAUUAUUUGUAAUUUAUGUGCUUUGCUGCAGUCACAUUAGUUUCAGGAUGUUUUGGUUCAGUGCAGUUCUAAAAUGAGAGUUUAGUGUGAAAUCUACAGAGUGCCACGAUGGACAGCCAAUGUUGUAUGGGGAGGAUGAAGUAUUGAUUGGGUUUUUGAAUGGCCCUUCGGUUUAUAUACUUGGUCUUCUAAUUCCUAUUAUUUUGUUUGAGAUGCUCAAAAAUUACAUGAUGGUCCCGACAUUGAGCAACUUGAGGCUCGGAAAUAGGAUCCAUCUGUAAAAUGUUGAAGUCAACUGUGCCUUCUGGAAUUGCAUACUGUGACAGAGCUCGGAGUAGACUUCUUGGUUCAGGCAUCCAAUAAAGAAUCAUACACGAUUAUUCCCUUUA
Molecule: messenger RNA, 1405 nt
Organism: Amblyraja radiata (thorny skate)
Lineage: Eukaryota; Metazoa; Chordata; Chondrichthyes; Rajiformes; Rajidae
Gene: txndc9
Product: thioredoxin domain containing 9
Exons: 5
Coding region: 152-829 (225 amino acids)
Source: RefSeq, a predicted model, not a curated record